Epinephelus lanceolatus (giant grouper) is the source of this 1276-nucleotide messenger RNA. The record is from RefSeq and is a predicted model, not a curated record. NCBI's taxonomy places the organism in Eukaryota, Metazoa, Chordata, Actinopteri, Perciformes, Serranidae.
CAGCCAUACUUGAUUAGAUGUAAUGUUAGAUCUCAUAUGAGCUGGGUGUCGUACAUGUUGAGUUCCUUAACAUGUCCACCCUCAGGGGACACUAAAAACGUAUUGACGGGAUCAGCAGACAACAGCUGUCGACUGUGGGACUGUGAGACAGGUAAACAGCUGGCCCUGCUCAACACCAACUCUGCUGUGCGAACGUGCGGCUUCGACUUCAGCGGCAACAUCAUCAUGUUCUCCACAGACAAGCAGAUGGGUUACCAGUGCUUCCUGAACUUCUUUGACCUGAGGGAUCCACAGCAGAUCGAGGACAACCAGCCGUACCUGUCAGUACCCUGCAGUGACCACAAGAUCACCAGUGCUGUGUGGGGACCCCUGGGAGAGUUUGUCAUCGCUGGUCACGAGAACGGAGAGUUCAACCAGUUCAGCGCCAAGUCUGGAGAGAUCCUGAAGAAGGCCAAAGAGCACACCAAGCAGAUCAACGACAUCCAGACAUCAGUGGAUCUCACCAUGUUCAUCAGUGCCUCCAAGGACAACACAGCUAAGCUGUUUGACUCCACUUCUCUGGAUCACAUCAAGACUUUCAAGACAGAGAGACCGGUCAACUCAGCUGCCAUCUCCCCCAUCAUGGAUCAUGUGGUGAUGGGAGGUGGACAGGAGGCCAUGGAGGUCACAACCACCUCCACCAGGAUCGGCAAAUUUGAGGCCAGGUUCUUCCACGCUGCCUAUGAGGAGGAGUUCGGCAGAGUCAAAGGUCAUUUCGGCCCCAUCAACUGUGUGGCAUUCCACCCUGACGGCAAGAGUUACAGCAGCGGAGGAGAGGACGGAUACGUAAGGAUUCAUUACUUUGACCCUCAGUACUUUGACUUUGAACUGGAGGCGUAAACAGUCAGGCCCCCCGACCCCACAGCUACAGCUGACAUCGCACUCAGUCCAGUCAGGAAGAAGGAAUAACAGACUCAAGUGCAUUUACAGUGUAAACACCUGGCCUCAGUCCCUCCAUCUGAACUGAUCUGAAGUCAGUGCACCUCUCACAGAUUACUUCAAAUAAAGGUAAAGACGUCACGAGAGUUUCUGGUGUUUCUGAAGUCAUUUUUCUAACAUCACUGGAAACUGUAUCGGUGGGAUCACAAGCAGUUUUUGUACCCUGGACCUGCGGAGCCUCAUGACUGGACUUACAACCCACACUCCCCGAUUCCCAAGUCUAUUUAAUCUGAGUUAUUGAUUUAGUUUCUGUUGUAAGCCAUUCCACCACAAGUCACCAUAAAAGUGCUAAAUUCAA